This is a messenger RNA of Brassica napus (rape), 1026 nucleotides long. RefSeq lists its product as uncharacterized. Lineage: Eukaryota; Viridiplantae; Streptophyta; Magnoliopsida; Brassicales; Brassicaceae. The record is from RefSeq and is a predicted model, not a curated record. The coding region runs from base 1 to 1026 and encodes 341 amino acids. The transcript is spliced from 4 exons.
AUGACGACGAAAAGAAAGAGAGCCGGCAAAGCCAUCGACGACGGUACGGCGCCGACGGAGGAUGUGGCGGUCAAUGAUAGGUUGCCACCUCGUCUCUUUGCCACCGACCGCUACCCUAGCAACAGGAAAAACUGCUAUUCGUCGCUGGAGUUCCUGCUUCUGGUGAGGGAUGUGCUUGAAGGUUCAGCGGAGAUGGAGAGGUUGUUGUGUUCAUGCUUCUGUCCACUGUUUAGGUUACCUGUGCGGAGGUGCGCGUUUUCAGCGAAAUUGGUACAUGGAAUGCUUUCGAGGCAGUUGGUAACCAAGAAACGGUUCGAGAUGUGGCAUGUUUUCGGUGGGGGUCCGACAAGGUUCUCGCUUGCAGAAUUUGGCCAUGUCACAGGCUUACCUUGUGGGGAGUUCGAGCAGGGGUAUGAGGUAGAUGAUAAAACGAAGCCGAAUAAAACAGACUAUGUUUUCUGGGACAAGUUGUUUGGGGGGAGGCGUAACUUGAAUUUAGAAGAUCUUGCAGCGAUGGUUGUGGGUGAAAAAACUCUGUCUCCGGGGAAGAAGCUAAGAAUAUGUUUGAUCAUCAUUGUUGACGGGGUGCUCAUGCCGAAAACGCAGAAGCCAAAGCCGACGUUGAAGUAUGUUAAACUGGUGGAGAAGCUAAACAAAUUCUUCUCUUUUCCGUGGGGGCGUGAGUCAUUUUGGUGGACAAUUAGCACAAUGAUAUUGCCUAAGAAUCUUUGGGCGUCUGAAGCCAUUCCAGUUCUGCUUGACCGGCUAGGAGGCGAUGACGGUGCUACGCUCUUGAGCUAUGUUGGGGACAAGCUUCCCACACAUACGGGGCUGGUGUUAACUGAUGUGCUUUAUGCGGAGUAUAGUCCUAAGUUGACAGUUCUACCUAUGAUGGAGGUUGAUGAGGAUAGAGAUGAUGGGUGGAGUGUGUUCGACUGUGAGAUAUUUGUUAGGAAAGUUGCGUACAUUGUGGACCUUUUGAAAUCGGGGCACAAGUUCCAGAAGGGGGAGUGGGGGUGGCGGUGA